AUGUACCGGGACUCCUAUUUUCAAGGUCACCAUAUGCACGAAAUGCACCACGCACUCUACUUGGACUGGAAUCAUGACAUCUUCAUGUCUCCAGACCAUACUGCUACAAAUGGUUUGCGUACUGAGAACGCAUCUUUACCGAUCAACCCGUUCUGGGAUUAUUUUCACGAUGACGACGAUUGGGACCGAUUCCACCCACUGCAAGUGGAUUGUAACGGUCAAUUGACCGCCAUGCCACCACUGGUUGAAAGUCCCAUGGCGUUGGGAUCGAUUUUCGCCCCGAGAAGGACAGAGCUAGGGGUAUGGCGCGAUGCCGGUUUAGACGAAUUCAAACAAACGUAA
This is a messenger RNA of Lachancea nothofagi CBS 11611, 342 nucleotides long. The record is from the annotation of a GenBank genome assembly. NCBI's taxonomy places the organism in Eukaryota, Fungi, Ascomycota, Saccharomycetes, Saccharomycetales, Saccharomycetaceae.